Messenger RNA from Cryptosporidium muris RN66, 1149 nucleotides. RefSeq lists its product as uncharacterized. The transcript has a single exon. Lineage: Eukaryota; Apicomplexa; Conoidasida; Eucoccidiorida; Cryptosporidiidae. The record is from RefSeq and is a predicted model, not a curated record. Bases 1 to 1149 code for a protein of 382 amino acids.
AUGGGACCCUUUAAGUGGAUUAAGAAAAAGAGAGAUGAGUUCCUAUUUUCAUGGAAUAGACGAAGAUAUAGUUACAGAAUGGGCUGGUAUUUUGCAAGAUUGUGUAUUGUAUCCGUGGUAGUUAUUUUACUAAGUUUUAUUUUGUUUUUUUUACAGCGAAACAUAGGCUGUAAAGGUACUAAAUGUGGAUAUUUUAUGACAUUUGCGUGUUCCCCUUGGCAGGUAACAAUAAUAUCAUCGUCGAUAAUAGCUCUUGGAAGUAUUUGUUCAAUACAAGCAGCACUAAGCUGGGUAUUAUCCCGAUUACUAUAUAAUUUUGCAAAUUACAGAACUACUGACUUUAUGGCAUUAGGUAAAUGGGCAUCUCUUUUAGGAGCAUUGGUCAAACAUAUACCUUUUGUAAUAGCAGCAUGUACAAUAUCAAUUGGUAUAAUUUGUAUAUUUGGAAUAAUAUAUAUAUUGGCAGCAAAUGUAUGCCAAAAAUCGUUUUUACCCCAGACUCAAAUACUAGUUAAUAAUUGUCGUCUAUAUAAUGCAAAGUGUAUAUAUAAACCAACGAUUAAUGACAUUUUACAAUGUAACAAUCCCAACUAUAUUAUAUCAUCCAAUUUUUUACAGAUGAGAUGUAGUCCUGGGAUAAACGAAAUAUGUUCAUUUGUUAAUAAAACAAUGGAGGGUAAAAAUCCAUGUCCAAAAAGCUACCUUGGCCAAUAUUUACUAUUAAAAGGCAAUGAUUCUAUUAGUGAAAAUAUAGUCAGUUUAAAUUCCAAUAGUGGUGUUAACAUAACAGAAGAAAGGAAGUAUUUAAUUGACGAAUAUUCUCAUAUUAAUAAUGGUAGUAGUGUGUUAUCGAAUUCACCAUAUAUAUCAUCUAUAGAAGGGAUACCUAAGCAAGAAUUAUUAGAUUUAUAUUUGUUACCCAUUGUCCCAUCAAGCAUUAGUGAGUUGACAAGUAGUACUGGAUUCAGUGAUUUAUACUCAGUAUCAAGAUUGUGGAUUGCAGUAGCAACAUUUAUUUUUUUAUCAACUACUCUGGUAUUUAUUUUUAUAAAAGUUUAUAGCCCACAAGAUUCAUGUUUUUCAUUUGUUAGAAAACCCAACGAGUUUAUAUUAUUAAAAGUAUUAAGUGUAUUCACUCCAUGGCAAUAA